GCCUCCAUGGAUGUGAGGAUCGCAAAACUUUUCAUCAGGUUUUGUGUGUCGUAUGCAUAUCAUCGUGGUGAUCUUAAUCUCACACGGACAAAAACACAAGAACUGAUCUCCUUGUUAGUGGAAUGUUUGAAGAUGGCUAUUUUCCUAAAUGAUUCCGAGACGAUUGCCUUCAUUUUUUCUGCACUUGACCGUCUCAACCCUCGUAUAUCAGCUAAGAUAACCUAUAAUUUCCAGAACGUUCUUGGCCACACUGCUGCUGGAAAAGGCAAUUAUGCUCUAGAGAUGUAUGCUAACCUACGUUCAGGGAGUGCGUAUCAAUUAUUAGGAGAAUAUCACAAGGCGAUUGAAUAUUACGAAAAGACCCUAGCCAUUGCUAAAGAGAUUAGUGACAGACAAGUAGAAGAAGAUACUUAUAUAGUUUUAGGAGGUUCCUAUAAAUCAUUAGGAGAAUAUCACAAGGCGAUUGAAUAUCACGAAAUAGCCCUGGCCAUUGCUAAAGAGAUUGGUGACAGACAUGGAGAACGAGUUAGUUAUGGAAAUUUAGGGGGUGCCUAUUCAUCAUUAGGAGAAUAUCACAAGGCGAUUGAAUGUCACGAAAAGAGUCUGAGCAUAGCUAAAGAGAUUGGUGACAGACAAGGAGAAGGAGAUACCUAUGGAGAUUUGGGGAAUGCCUAUGAUUCAUUAGGAGAAUAUCACAAGCCGAUUGAAUAUCACGAAAAGGGACUGAGCAUAGCUAAAGAGUUUGGUGACAGACAAGUAGAGGGAGCUAUUUAUGUACAUUUAGGGGUUGUCUAUCAAAUAUUAGGAGAAUAUCACAAGGCGAUUGAAUAUCACGAAAAGAGACUGAGCAUAGCUAAAGAGAUUGGUGACAGACAAGGAGAAGGUGCUACUUAUGGAAAUUUAGGGAAUGGCUAUAAAUCAUUAGGAAAAUAUCACAAGGCGAUUGAAUGCCACGAAAAGAAACUGAGCAUAGUUAUAGACACUGGUGACAGACAAGGAGAAGGAGCUACUUAUGGAGAUUUAGGGAAUGCUUAUUAUUCAUUAGGAGAAUAUCAAAAGACGAUUGAAUAUUACGAAAGGGGACUGAGCAUAGCUAAAGAGUUUGGUGACAGACAAGUAGAAGGAGCUAUUUAUGUACAUUUAGGGAUUGUCUAUAAAUCGUUAGGAGAAUCUCACAAGGCGAUUGCAUAUUACGAAAAGGGACUGACCAUAGCUAAAGAGAUUGGUGACAGACAAAUAGAAGGAGAUGCCUAUGAUAGUUUAGGGGUUGUCUAUGGAAUAUUAGGAGAAUAUCACAAGGCGAUUGAAUACCACGAAAAGAAGUUGAGCAUCAUAACUAAAGAGAUUGGCCACAGACAAGGAGAAGGAGCUACUUAUGGAAAUUUAGGAGCUGUCUAUGCAGCAUUGGGAGAAUAUCACAAGGCGAUGGAAUAUUUCGAGAAGAUGCUGAGAAUAGCUAAAGAGAUUGGUGACAGAAAAGCAGAAGAAGAUGCCUAUUUAAAUCUAGGAUUUCUUUAUAAAUCAUUUGGAGUAUAUCACAAGGCGAUUGAAUAUCUCGAAAAGGGACUGAGCAUAGCUAAAGAGAUUGGUGACAGAAAAGGAGAAGGAACUGCUUGUGGACAUUUAGGGCGUGCCUAUACAUCAUUUGGAGAAUUUCACAAGGCGAUUGAAUAUAACGAAAAGUCACUGAACAUAGCUAAAGAGGUUGGUGUCAGACCUGAAGAAGGCAAUGCUUAUGCAAAUUUAGGGCUUGUCUAUGCAUUAUUAGGGGAAUAUUACAAGUCGAUUGAAUAUGAGGAAAAGAACCUAGCCAUUGCUAAAGAGAUUGGUGGCAGAGAUAGACAAGCAGAGUGCCAUCAUAAUAUAGGUAAUGUUUAUCGAUUAGAAUCAAGCAUUAAAGACCUCAGCAAAUCAAAACAACACCUAGAGAAGAGCAUACAAUGCUACGAGAAAUUGUUUGAUGAUUUAAAAGACAAUGACCAAUUCAAGGUUUCAAUUGUCGAUACAUUCAUCAAAACCUACAAGAUCCUCGGCCAAGUCUACAUCGAAACAAGACAAAGUGAAGAAGCUCUCUUAGUAUGUGAACAUGGGCGAGCACGUGCUUUGAGAGAUCUCUUGUCCCUUAAAUACAACACAACUGACAAAGCAGAAACAAAAGCACUAGAACUUGCAGAUGUCAAGACAAUUUCCUCUCAUCGUGAAGGCUGCAUUCUUUUUUACAAUCUUGAUUUUAACAAAGUUACUUAUCAUAGCUGGAUCAUAUCAUCCCGAAAUCCAUCUACCUUCUUUUACGAUGAAGUGGACAACCGCGAUGCUUUGGCAACAAUUUUGUCGAGCCUCUCUGAUGAUGAGAGAAAACAUACCGAAGCGGGAUAUUUUCAAUAUCUCGUUGACAACUGUUUCCAGCAGCUGAAUGUUAGAGAAGGAAAAGGAAUGAAAUGCGAAGACAGAUCAAUGAAGUCACUAGAGCAUGAAGACCUGGAGUGUGCASCCUCGACAAACUCCUCGCAGCUUAGUGAAAAUGCUCUCAAAGCUUUUCAAAAGGUUGACAGAUGCAUUCCAGACGAAGAAGACGAUGAAAUGGAGCCUCUUGAUAUGCUUUUCUAUAGACUAGUUUCCCCAGUACUGGACCAGCUGACCCACGACGAGGUGAUUAUCAUC
Exaiptasia diaphana is the source of this 2661-nucleotide messenger RNA. Its product is annotated as tetratricopeptide repeat protein 28. The record is from RefSeq and is a predicted model, not a curated record. Gene Ontology annotation, molecular function: protein binding. The transcript has 2 exons. The annotation marks the transcript as partial. NCBI's taxonomy places the organism in Eukaryota, Metazoa, Cnidaria, Anthozoa, Actiniaria, Aiptasiidae.